Messenger RNA from Daphnia carinata, 916 nucleotides. RefSeq names its product flavin reductase (NADPH)-like. Lineage: Eukaryota; Metazoa; Arthropoda; Branchiopoda; Diplostraca; Daphniidae. Bases 68 to 706 code for a protein of 212 amino acids. The record is from RefSeq and is a predicted model, not a curated record. The transcript is spliced from 4 exons.
CGUUUCCGCUCUUGAAAUAGAAGGAGUUUCGAAGUCGUCGUGUGUACGCUACGUUUUCAACCCAAACAUGUCCAAAGUUAUAGAAAAAGUAGUUAUCUUUGGUGGCACGGGACAAACAGGACUUUGCUGCAUAGAGCAAGCACUAAAAAAAGGUCUCAAAGUUACUGCUUUAGUUCGUGAUCUAAGUCGACUACCAGAUGAAGUUGCCCCUAAAAUCAAUGUCAUCAGCGGGAACAGUACUAUCAAAGAAGAUGUUGCCAAGGCAUUAGAAGGUCAAGAUGCAGUUAUAGUUACACUGGGAACUCGAAAUGACCUUAAUUUUACAACUGUAAUGUCAGAUAGUCUGAAGCUAAUUCUUGACACCAUGUGCGAAACAGGAGUUAAGGCUGUUUCAGUUUGCAUGUCAUCUUUCCUCUUCAUGGAUCCAGAACGAGUACCUCCACGGUUUGCAGAGAUAAAUGCUGACCACAAAAGAAUGUUGGAAAUAUUGCAGUCUCCAAAAUAUGAAUCUCUUGAUUGGAUUGCUGUGUUACCUCCGCACAUAGCGGAUGAGCCAAGUAGCAACAACCAAUUUAAAGUCAAUCAUGGCUCAAGUCCCGGGCGCCAAAUCCCCAAAUCAGAUUUGGGACAGUUUAUGGUUGAAUGCCUGAGCCAACCUGAACACUAUCAUCAGUUGUGUGGUUUGGCUUAUCCUACUUUGCAAUAGAAGUAAUGAUCUCAAAAUUGCACGUGUCGUAUAAGCCAUUAUGACACCAGGCGGGGAGCUAUUAGGCAGUAGACAGAAUUUGCAGUGUAAGAAUCAGAUGCCAUUGCUUUAUUUCACUUCUGCUAAACAGUAACCAAAGAUAAUUUGAUUUGUGGUACAUUUCGUCUGAUUUGCGCUCGAUUAUAUAAGAAUUAUACAAUUAUUCCUUCA